Aphis gossypii (cotton aphid) is the source of this 807-nucleotide messenger RNA. RefSeq names its product zinc finger MYM-type protein 5-like. The coding region runs from base 1 to 807 and encodes 268 amino acids. The transcript has a single exon. The record is from RefSeq and is a predicted model, not a curated record. Lineage: Eukaryota; Metazoa; Arthropoda; Insecta; Hemiptera; Aphididae.
AUGAAUAAAUUUAUCCUAUCUGACGUUGACCAAAUUAACGAACACCCUUCUACAUCAUAUCAUAUUAACGAUAAUAAUCAAACUAAUGUUAUUAUUUCCGACGAUACUACAUGUGUAGGCAUUGAUAAUGAAUCUAUAGAGUCCGACAAUAAUAGUAAUUCUCCAUUAUUAUUGAAAAACAAUUGUGAUCAAAAUAUUGAAGACAAAACUACAAAGAAUAGUCUUUCUGAUCCUGCAUUGUGGCCUAAUUUUUUGAGUACCAAGUAUCAAGAAAUACUGAUUUCUAAUGGCCCAGUUCAAAUAGAAAAUAUUAAUUUUCCCUUGGAUGAAAAUAAACGUCAUUUUUCCUUGAGUUUUACCGUUAGAACUUUAGAUUAUGGUCAACAAAUAACCAGACAGUGGCUUAUAUAUUCCUAUAGUAAAGAUAAAGGAUUUUGUUUUUGUUGUAAAAUAUUCGGAGGUUCUUCUUCACUUGCUAAAUUAGGAUCGAAUGACUGGAAACAUUUAAGUGAUAAAUUAAAAGAACACGAAAAAUCAACUAAUCAUAUUAACAUGUAUUCUAAGUGGAAAGAAUUUGAAAAUAGGCUUUUAAAGAAUAAAUGUAUUGAUAGUCAACACCAAUCAGUUAUCAACAAGGAAAUACAUCAUUGGAGGUCCGUUUUAGAACGUUUAAUAGCAAUUACACUGUUUUUAGCAAAACAGAAUUUAGCAUUUCGGGGUUCAUCUGAAAAGCUGUUUUCACCCAACGCUGGUAAUUUUUUUAGAGCUUGUACAACUUUUGGGAAAUUUCUAUGGAGUGAUGUCUGA